CGGAGAGGUUCUGAUCCUAACGCCACUCCUCUGAGCGGAUAUUAAUAACUAACGGGACACAUAUCAGUCUACAGACUUAAGCUGAAGGAAACCGACACUACUUUGGCGUUUUAAAGUUGAAUUCCUUUGUCAACUUUGGAUUUGAAUGACUUCAGGGUUCACUAUGUCAUUCUUUAAUUUCCGUAAAAUCUUUAAACUGGGAUCUGAGAAGAAGAAGAAACAGUAUGAACACGUGCGCAGAGAUGAGAAUCCAGAGGAAGUCUGGGACAUCAUCGGUGAACUGGGAGAUGGAGCCUUUGGAAAAGUGUUCAAGGCUCAAAACAAACAGACGAGAAUUCUAGCUGCAGCCAAAGUUAUUGACACAAAGACCGAGGAGGAGUUGGAGGACUACAUGGUGGAGAUUGACAUCCUGGCCUCCUGCGACCAUGAAAACAUUGUCAAACUGCUCGACGCUUUCUAUUAUGAGGGCAAACUCUGGAUCCUCAUUGAGUUCUGUGCAGGAGGGGCUGUGGAUGCAGUCAUGCUAGAACUGGAGAGAGCCCUGACAGAGCCCCAGAUCCGGGUGGUGUGUAAGCAGACUUUGCAGGCCCUCGUCUACCUCCACGACAACAAAAUCAUCCACAGAGACCUGAAGGCCGGCAACAUCCUCCUCACGCUGGACGGUGACGUCAAGCUGGCUGACUUUGGUGUGUCUGCCAAAAACACCAAAACCCUGCAGAGGAGAGACUCUUUCAUUGGAACACCUUACUGGAUGGCUCCAGAGGUGGUGAUGUGCGAGACGUCCAAGGACCGUCCAUACGACUACAAGGCUGAUAUCUGGUCCCUCGGGGUCACCUUGAUAGAGCUGGCACAGAUUGAGCCGCCCAAUCACGAGAUGAACCCAAUGAGAGUCCUGCUGAAAAUAGCCAAGGCGGAUCCUCCGACCCUGAUGCAGCCGUCACGCUGGUCCCCAGAAUUCAGUGAUUUCUUAAAGCGGUGUCUGGACAAGCACGUGGACAACAGAUGGACUCCGACGCAACUGCUACAGCAUUCGUUUGUGUCCGGUGUGACCAACAGCAGGCCCGUGAGGGAGCUCAUAGCUGAGGCCAAGGCUGAGGUUUGGGAGGAGAUCGAAGACCACAAAGAGGAGGAAGAGGAGGAAGACACAGAAGUUCACCUGGGCCACAAACGCGCCCGCUCAGAUGUCAGCGUCGCCAGCUCAGAGGAUGAGAAGAUUCCCCUCUCUCCCUCCAUCUUGGAAUCAGUCCCUGAGAAGGCUGAGCCAAUUGUGUCUGUGCCCGUACCCGCUGAGCUCCCUGUGGCCAACCACGUGGUGGACACUAGUUUAGUUGAGGAGCCCGCUGCCCCUGCAGCUGGGGAGCAUACGGAGGAGACUUCAGAUGCUCCGGUUGAGGAUAGAGAGAUAGAACAGAAACCGGUGGAGGAAAAGCCUCCAGAAGCAGGAGAAGAUGUCGCCUCCCCUGAACCGGAGACUGAACCAGAGGCACCUGCUAAGGAAACGCAGCAGUUGGAGACCGCAGUCCAGGAUGAAAAGGAAGUGGACACAGCCGAGGUUCCAGUCAAUCCACAGGCCAGCACAGAGACUUCGGAGGUCAUCGAGGUUCCUCGGGAGGAAAAGACGGCUGCUGUUGUGGAGGAAUCAAACGCACCAGCAGAGGAGGAGGAGGACCGGUACAAAAAUCUCAAGGUGACACUGACGCUACCAGAGCAAGAUAAAGUUGUCCCAAAAGAGGAGAAUGGAGAAAAACCCACGGAAAAGGAGAAGACAAAUGCAGAAGAUGAGAAGACGGUUCCAGACAAAGCUAAGGAUGACAAAGAGAGAGAUUCAGACUCGGGGAGCGGCUCAGCCGCAGAUAACAGCAGUGUAGACCUCAAUCUGUCUAUCUCAAGCUUUCUCUCCAAAACAAAAGAGCCUGGAUCUGUUUCCAUACAGGACAACAAGCGUCAGAAGAAGACGUUGAAAAAGACUCGCAAAUUCAUGGUGGAUGGAGUGGAAGUUAGCGUGACUACAUCAAAGAUCAUCACUGACAAUGAUACCAAGAACGAGGAGAUGAGAUUCCUGAGGCGCCAGGAGCUGAGGGAGCUGCGUCUCCUGCAGAAGGAGGAGCAGAGGGCCCAGCAGCAGCUCAGCAACAAGCUGCAGCAGCAAAAAGAACAGAUCUACCGGCGCUUUGAACAGGAGACCACGAGUAAGAAGCGUCAGUACGACCAGGAGGUGGAGAACCUGGAGCGGCAGCAGAAGCAGACCAUCGAGAGGCUGGAGCAGGAGCACACCAACCGGCUCAGGGACGAGGCCAAACGAAUCAAAGCCGAGCAGGACAAAGAACUCUCCAAGUACCAGAACAUGCUGAAAAACCGCAAGAAAGAGGAACAGGAGUUUCUUCAGAAGCAGCAGCAGGAUCUGGACAGCGAUCUGAAGAAGAUAAUCCAGCAACACAAACACGAGCUCGCCACCAUCGAGAGAGACUGCCUCAACCACAAGCAGCAGCUUCUCCGAGCUCGGGAGGCUGCCAUGUGGGAGCUGGAAGAACGCCAUCUGCAGGAGAAACACCAGCUGUUCAAACAGCAGCUCAAAGAUCAGUACUUCAUGCAGAGACAUCAGCUGCUGAAGAGACACGAGAAGGAGAUGGAGCAGAUGCAGCGCUACAACCAGCGUCUGAUCGAGGAGAUGAAGAACAAGCAGACCCAAGAGAAGGCCAGGCUGCCGAAGAUUCAGCGCAGCGAGGCUAAGACCCGCAUGGCCAUGUUCAAGAAGAGCCUUCGUAUCACUGGAGCUGCCAUUACCCCCGAGCAGGAGAGGGAAAAGGUCAAACAGUUUUCAGCCCAGGAAGAGAAGAGACAAAAGAACGAGAGGCUCCAUCAGCUUCAGAAACACGAAAACCAGAUGAGAGACCUGCAGUUGCAGUGUGACGCCAACAUCCGAGAGCUCCAGCAGUUGCAGAACGAGAAGUGCCACCUGCUCAUCGAACACGAGACCCAGAAGCUGAAGGAACUGGACGAGGAGCACAGCCUGGAGCUGAAGGAGUGGAGGGAGAAACUACGACCCAGGAAGAAGGCCCUGGAGGAGGAGUUUGCCAGGAAGCUGCAGGAACAGGAAGUGUUCUUCAGGAUGAGCGGGGAGUCGGAGUGCCUUAACCCCUCCUCACAGAGCCGCAUCUCCAAGUUCUACCCGAUCCCCAGCGUCCACUCCACUGGUUUCUAGUUGAAAACAUACAACAUACAUAUGCACAAACAUCCACACAGUCUACAUGCACACAGUGCCCAUGGACACGAUGAGCACACACACACCCACACCGACAGUAAAGACCGAGCCUGUGCUGCCUUGCCCUCAUCCUCUGAAAAGGGUGAAAGAAGCAUUUCUGUUUCUGGACUUUUGUUCUCAGUCUGCUGCUCUGCUCUGCUCUGCUCUGCUCUGCAGCACCUUGUAUUUUGCUCAUUUUGUCAUAUUUUCACACUAUUACAGUCAUUUCGAAAGGAGAAUUAAGAAGGACAAUUUCCGAUUCAGUGUUUCGGUCCU
Messenger RNA from Sebastes umbrosus (honeycomb rockfish), 3517 nucleotides. It is a transcript of the gene slkb, whose product is annotated as STE20-like kinase b. Gene Ontology annotation, biological process: protein phosphorylation. Gene Ontology annotation, molecular function: protein binding; ATP binding; protein serine/threonine kinase activity. NCBI's taxonomy places the organism in Eukaryota, Metazoa, Chordata, Actinopteri, Perciformes, Sebastidae. The coding region runs from base 146 to 3202 and encodes 1018 amino acids. The record is from RefSeq and is a predicted model, not a curated record. The transcript has 18 exons.